Molecule: messenger RNA, 491 nt
Organism: Meloidogyne enterolobii
Lineage: Eukaryota; Metazoa; Nematoda; Chromadorea; Rhabditida; Meloidogynidae
Source: the annotation of a GenBank genome assembly
UAGGUGUAGAUUCUGGAUUUAUUCGUUGUGUAUAUAAUGCAAAGAAUCAAAGUGGUAAUACAGUUACCCUGCUCUGUGAGAAAAUGGAAGGUUGUUGUGUAACAGGUUGCUGCCCUAAAGAUCAAUUUUGGAUUUUCCCACUCGUUUGUUUUCUCAUCUUUGUACUUGUCGUUUUUUGUGUUGGAACUGUUUCAAUUAUAAUAUGCUUUCAACGUACAAAAGGCAAACAAAGACGAACGGAAAAAGAGAUUUAUUCACAAAAUAGAGCUUCAGAGGUAGGAGCAGGUCCCCAUGGCAGCAAUCGACCAGUUGGGUCGAGUCAACCACCUCCGCAACAAAACAAUUAUGGCACAGGCCGAUUCCCUAAAACAAUUCCAAACAAUCCCCCUCAACAACAGGAUCAAUUUCAGGAGGCCAUUCAUUAUCAACAAAGGCAUUUACCACCAAGAAGCCAUCACCAAACACAAUAUUUUACAUCACAUAGAUUUUAA